Exophiala xenobiotica is the source of this 3772-nucleotide messenger RNA. RefSeq names its product 3-dehydroquinate dehydratase, type I. Bases 105 to 2720 code for a protein of 871 amino acids. NCBI's taxonomy places the organism in Eukaryota, Fungi, Ascomycota, Eurotiomycetes, Chaetothyriales, Herpotrichiellaceae. Gene Ontology annotation, molecular function: 3-dehydroquinate dehydratase activity; 3-phosphoshikimate 1-carboxyvinyltransferase activity; shikimate 3-dehydrogenase (NADP+) activity. The record is from RefSeq and is a predicted model, not a curated record. The transcript has a single exon. Gene Ontology annotation, biological process: chorismate biosynthetic process.
CUGGAAGAUGACAGUCAAAGGUUCGUCUUAUUGAGGACGUAUCACAUCGUCAGCAACUGCCCACCUAAGAUAUGUGCCACCUGCUCACGAUGUUCGCUAUCUGAAUGGCACCGAGCGUCAGCGGCAGCUAUGUGGAAGGUGGAAACAGAGUCAGCCAGGCGAACUUGAACGCCUUCAGCGAGCGCUUGUUACGUGACCGGCCAAGCUCAGAAGUUUCAGGUACAUCCUCACCUCUUCGACCCGCCAACACGCCGUCAGAGCAUCGGUCUGUUGACCUCAAUCACAAUGGUCACCCUGGCUCGGGAACUCCGAGCGACGUGAUGAACCCGCCUGUACAAGAGCCUUCUACCGGACGCCGCUUCCACCCAGAUGCCUCCAUCGUCUUGGUGGGCAUUCGUGCAUCCGGGAAGAGGUCUUUGGGCCUCAUUGCAGCCACCGCCCUCGGGAGAAGGUUCAUCACCGAAGACCAUUACUUUCAGACUGUCAAUGGACUCUCUCGACAUGAUUAUCUGAAAGUCCAUGGCAGUGAGCAAUUUCACAGACAAGACGUUGAAACCUCCAGGCGCAUGCUUGAAGACAACCGGCACAGAUGUCUCAUAGAGUGCGGCUUAGGCAGCUUAACAAGCAGCCUUCAGGGCUACCUCAGACAUUACUGCCAGACGAAUCCAGUCAUAUUUGUGCUGAGGGACAUGGAUCAUAUUAAGACAUUGCUCAGCCUUGACGACCGAUCAGCGAAGUUGCUCGAGAAUGGAAAUUAUACACAUAGGAAAUGCUCGAACUUUGAGUACUACAACCUUGAAGAUGAGUCGACCGACACCCAGUCCGACACCGACAUCACGGAUCGAACCUCGCCCAACUACUCUUUUAAGCUUAAGAAUGCCCAAGCCGAUUUCUCUUGGUUUGUGCGCUUCAUCAGCGGGUCGACCUCAUCGCCGUCAAACACCAUUUCUCCAUUCUCCAUGGACGUUCCUGUUGAGCGUCGUACAUACACCCAUGCACUUCUGGUCAGGUUGUCUGAUUUUGUGGCUGGUCGGAUCGAUUUUUCCGCAUUGGAGUCUACCGGUGAUGUCCUGGAGAUCUUUGUGGACGAGUGGCUCGCUACGACUCCGAAUGUCUUGAGUAAAAUGGUCGCUGUCGCAAGGAGAGCCCUCAAACUGCCCAUCUUGCUCUCGGUAAGCAACGCAAAUUCUUUGGCUUCACACGACGAGACUUACUUGGCCAUUCUGAGUCAAGCGCUUCGUCUCGGUGUCGAGUAUGUGUCGGUGGCCCUCGAUCUUGAUGAACACAAGCUCGCAAAACUCAUCGCUACCAAGGGCAACACCAAGAUUGUUGGAACUCACAUCGAAGAUUCGCCAAACGACGAAGGCUGGAAAGAUUCGAAAUGGGAUCUGCUCUACAAAAGGGCUCUGAGCUCUCGAGUAGACGUGGUCCGAUUUCUCAGCGCUCCAGUAUCUCGCCGUGCCAACCAGACCCUAACUUGGUUCCUGGAGGAAUUGGAAGAUCUUCAUGAAGCUCACCCUGUCAUUUCUGCAUUCAACCUUGGCCCACUCGGACGAACCUCACAAAUGAUGAACCCAGUCUUAACGUCAGUCACCCAUUCUUCCUUGCCACAAUGCCAGGCAACCGGAGAGGAUCAUCUUCAGCCCCUGCUGUCUUCCAGAGACAUCAUUGCUGCUCUUUUCGAUAGCUAUGUCUUCGACUCCCUCGAUUUCUAUAUUGUCGGAGCGAACGUUUCUGGCUCUUUGUCACCCCCCAUGCACAACGCAGCGUACGCCCUCCUCGGUCUCCGCCAUCGCUACAGUACCUUGAAUAUAAAGUCUUGGGCAGACGUCGAAGCGCUUGCGAACAAAGACACACUUGGUGGUUUGAGCAUAGUUCAACCGUACAAAGUGAAGAUUGUGCCUGAAAUUGGCGCUUUGACCGCCCACGCUCGUGCUAUUGGAGCAGUCAACACCGUCGUACCAAUCCGGGCAAAUCUUGCUGGUGCUGUUCCUCCUUUACAAAUCCAAGCACAGGAGAGGAAUCGCGCAGGUCGCAUUGUGGGCUGGUUUGGAGAGAAUACGGAUUACAUUGGCAUCAUGACGUGCGUAAAUAGGAGUUUGUCUCCUCGUAACGCUGUUCAGCCAAGAUCAACAGCGCUCGUUGUUGGAGCCGGCGGAAUGGCUAGAGCUGCAGUCUACGCGAUGCUACAACUGGGCUGCAAGAACAUCUUUGUAUACAACCGGACUAUCGCGCAUACAAGAGCCAUUGUUGCCCACUUCAACGACUGGGCUAGGUCCCAGUCUAGCGGUCAAGGGCCAAUGUUCGCGCAAGAUCCAGUCAGGGUCAUUGAUAGCCUUGCCGAUCCCUGGCCUUCAUCAUUUUCUCUACCCACGAUCGUUGUGUCUUGUGUCACACAUGAACUUCUCGAUGGAAACCCUGGUGCUGAUUUUGAGUUGCCGGCCUCAUGGAUUCAGUCUCAGACCGGUGGAGUGGUCGUUGAAAUGGCCUACAUGACAAACGAGACACCUCUGAUCAAGCAGAUGAAAGAGUACAGGAAGAUGACUAGCACACCGUGGGUCCUGGUUGACGGUAUCGAAACUUUGAUCGAGCAAGCUGUAACUCAAUUCGAGACGAUGACGGGCAGAAAGGCACCAAAGCGUUGUAUGGCUGAUGCUGUCAACAAUUCACUGAGGGAAAAUGUCUCGUACAUGAUAGAUGGUGAGGAGUUCUUUUCCUAGAACCAUGGAAGCUGAAUGAGCAUUUUUGAGCACUACGAGCUGUUCGACAUGUCCAGAAUUCAGAUACGACCUUUAUUCCGAGGCAGGGCAGAGUCCUUCAAGUCGGAGGCUUCAUGUGACCCUGCACCGCAUCCCUGACUACGCUUCUCAGGGUGUUGUCAGCCUCCACACCAGUCCACAGACUUGCUUGGGCCAGCCCUUGCCCGAUCAUCGCUUCUACGCCGCCAAUGAGCUGCCACCCUGCAUUCAAAGCAAGCCUGGAAAUUUCGGUGUCUGGUGACGGAUGGUAGCACAUUUCCAGCAAGGCACCUUUCUCCGUCGUGCUCAAAAAUGUUUCAAGAAUUUCCCGUACAGCUCUUUCGUUUUCGGUGACGGGUGGAAAGUCUGGAACCGCACUGACCACAGCCCCUGGGGCCGGCAGCUGCCGGGCUUGCUCGGUUGUCGUUACAUGGAUCAAGUCAUCUCCUCUUCCUCUUUCCCGAAAUUCCUGUAACACAGCCUCGACUUCACUGCCGUCUCGGUUGAUGAUAUACACGGGCACGCAACCCAUCAAUCUUUGCAAAGCAUAAAUCGCUGCCCUGCAGGUACCUCCUCCUCCGACCACGAGACCUGGUUUUCCUCGAUAUGGGGAACCCCUGACAUUCGUGAGGAAAGCGUCCCGGAUCCCUAUGCAGUCGGUGUUUGUGCCGCAAUAUGAUCUCGACCCGUCUGGUCCAGUCUUGAAAAAGAUCGUGUUAACAGCACCAAUAGCCUUUCCCUCCUCCGUAAGCUCGUCGAGUUGAGGAAUGACUGCAACCUUGAAAGGCAUUGUAACGCCACUGCCGAUGCAUUUUGCGUCACCUCUGAGAUGGCUCAUGAACCCAUGAAGGUCAUUUGUCUCGCAGAGCAGCUGAGCCCAAUUUCUCCCUGUGGCUGUAUAGAUCGCACGAUGGAGCAACGGCGACUUCGAGUGUGCAAUAGGAAAGCCCACCAGGUAGGCUACCCGAUCGAAAGCAGCCGUAUCUGGCGCUGAGAUUUGAGGCAUGGGUGGAGAAAUAUACCUCAAUUCUGCC